AUGGAGCCUAAGGCCGGCCUCGUUCUUGGCUAUAAUGGCAUCCACCCCUUUUCCAAGGUUAAAAUAUUCGAUCGCACUUCCGUCCAGGAGCUUUUGAGGACCCUCUUGGAUCCCCUCGAACCGUUCUUCUCACCGUUGAAAGCUAGGGUGAAGUGCCCUGGUGCCACGGCUGUUAGAUUUGACCAAACGGCUUCUGAGGUGGAAGGUAUAUGUAGACCACUAUGGGGCCUGGCAUGCUUAUUGGCAGGAGGUGGUGAGUAUCACGGGACCGAAUGGUGGAUUCAGGGGAUAAAGUCAGGCACCGACCCUGAGAAUCCCGAAUAUUGGGGAUAUCCUCGAGACAAUGAUCAGAGGAUGGUGGAGAUGUGCCCUCUUGGUUAUGCUUUGGCCGUCGCUCCCGUUAUCUGGCAAUCCUUCAACGAGAAGGAGCGAGAAAAUGUUGAGAACUGGCUGGGAAACUCGAUCAAUGAGAAGAACAUGCCUAAUACAAAUUGGCUCUGGUUUCGCGUUUUCGCAAACCUUGGACUGAAAAAGAAUGGAGGCAAAUUCUCGCAGGAAAGACUGGACCGUGACAUUGAACAUCUUAACACCUUCUAUCGAGGUGGUGGCUGGUCGAAUGAUGGACCGGAGGGUAUCCAUCAAAUGGACUAUUACUCUUCUAGCUUCGCCAUUCAGUUUUUGCAGCUCCUGUAUGCGAAGCUAGCUGGAGAAGACGAGCCUGCUAGGGCCGAAGAAUUCAAAAAGCGCGCUCAGCAGGUUGCUCUUGACUUGAUUCACUACUACGACAAUGAAGGUCGUUCUAUCCCCUUUGGUCGCAGCGUGGGCUAUCGAUUUGCGAUGGUGUCUUUCUGGGGUGCCUUAGCAUAUGCCGGAGUCGAGUUGCCCGAGCCCCUUACAUGGGGCAUGGUCAAGGGCGUAGUUCUACGACACCUGCGAUGGUGGCAGACACAACCAGAUAUUUGGAGCCCAAGCGGAACAUUAACUAUUGGGUACUCUUACCCAAAUAUGUAUAUGGCGGAGAAUUACAACAGCCCUGGCAGCCCAUACUGGGCUUGUUUAGCAUUCAUCUGCUUAGCCGUGCCUGAGGACCACCCCUUCUGGACGUCUGAGGAGCAGUUUCCCGGAGAUGCCAUCCCGAAGAUAAAAGCACUACCACAACCAGGCCAUAUCGCGAGCUACCUCGGCGGGCACUGCAUGCUUCUCUCAUCCGGCCAAGCCUGUAGCUAUCCUAUGAAAGGCACGCAUGCCAAAUACGGCUCCUUCGCAUACAGCAGCGCAUACGCGUAUUCCGUGCCCCCGGGUCUCUUCACCUUGGAGCAGUACGCCCUAGCCUCGCAGCUCGGGUUCUCCGACGACGGCGGGGAGUACUGGAAGACGCGAAGAAAGUGCGCGUACGCCGCCCUCGAGCACCGCGGGAGCACCCCCGUCCUAGUGUCCAUCUGGAACCCGUUCCCCGACGUCGCCGUGCGGACCACCCUCGUCCCGCCCGACCCGGCCACGCCGAACUGGCACCUCCGCGCGCACCGCAUCGAGGCCGGCCGCGAGGUCAUGACGGCCGACGGGUCAUUCGCGAUCAGCAACGAGCGCGCGGCCGACGGGCGGUACCUAGACCUGUACGACGCGUGGAAGGCCGAGGGCACGUCCCCCAAGAUCAUCGGGAACUACGACCUCAACACGCCCGACGGCUGGGCCGCGGGCAAGCAGGGCGCGUUCGCGGUGUCCAGGGGAGCCGUGGGGAUCAAGGCGUUGGAAAGCGGCGUUGAGCGUGCCGCGAAUCUGGUUAAUGCCGAUCCGAACUCCAAUUUGGUGGCGAGCAGGACGGUUAUCCCAACCCUCCAACAUACUAUUAAGAAAGGCGAGACCGUCUCGUAUAUCUCGGCGAUCUAUGCUAAGCCCUCCGGCGAAGGCGUUCCGAAAGAGACGUACUUGGACGGGUGGGAGAAACCGCCGCAGAUUCCGGGGUGGUUGAAAGAUGAGUUGGAAGCAUAG
Daldinia caldariorum is the source of this 1989-nucleotide messenger RNA. RefSeq lists its product as uncharacterized. Bases 1 to 1989 code for a protein of 662 amino acids. The record is from RefSeq and is a predicted model, not a curated record. The transcript has 8 exons. Lineage: Eukaryota; Fungi; Ascomycota; Sordariomycetes; Xylariales; Hypoxylaceae.